Melanotaenia boesemani (Boeseman's rainbowfish) is the source of this 1275-nucleotide messenger RNA. It is a transcript of the gene acp5a, whose product is annotated as acid phosphatase 5a, tartrate resistant. Gene Ontology annotation, molecular function: ferric iron binding; ferrous iron binding; acid phosphatase activity. Lineage: Eukaryota; Metazoa; Chordata; Actinopteri; Atheriniformes; Melanotaeniidae. Gene Ontology annotation, biological process: bone resorption. The transcript has 6 exons. Bases 95 to 1093 code for a protein of 332 amino acids. The record is from RefSeq and is a predicted model, not a curated record.
GAGGAAGAGUGGUGUGAGGACCGAGUCAUCCAGAGUCUCUCCAGUUAUUGAACGACUGCCGUUCACAGAAGAUCUUUUUUGCCUGUUUUUAAAGAUGGCACUCACUCUUUUAACCACCUUAAUUGUUGCCAUUCCUGUAACCUACUGCUAUCCUGCUGCUUUCCAAGAGCUGACUGAAAAUGGCCGAAACAGAACCUCAAUUAAGUUUCUGGCUGUUGGUGACUGGGGAGGAGUGCCUUACCCACCGUAUGUCACUGCCGUGCAGAAGACCACAGCUCAAGAAAUGAGUAACAUAGCAGACCAGAUGGGAGCUGACUUUAUUCUGGCUCUUGGCGAUAACUUCUACUAUAAAGGUGUGGAUAGUGUGGAUUCCCCUCGGUUUCAGGAAACUUUUGAGACUGUGUACACUGCAAAGUCCCUCCGAGUCCCUUGGUAUGUUCUUGCUGGUAAUCAUGACCAUGCAGGAAAUGUCAAAGCCCAGAUUGAGUACACCCAUAAAUCUGAUAGAUGGAAGUUCCCCUCUUACUAUUACGAGCUGAACUUCCACAUCCCCAGCACGGAUAAGACUCUGACCAUCAUCAUGCUCGACACUGUAAUGCUGUGUGGGAACUCUGAUGACUUUGUAGAUGAGAAGCCAAGAGGACCCCUGCGUGCACUGGAUGCCAAUCGUCAGCUGGUCUGGCUGCAGGAGAGGCUGGCUCAGUCCAAAGCAGAUUUCCUGUUGGUAGCAGGACACUAUCCUGUGUGGUCUGUGUCUGAGCACGGACCCACAGACUGUCUGCUGCAGAGGCUUCGUCCUCUGCUUAUUAAAUACAAUGUCACUGCUUAUCUCUGCGGCCAUGACCACAACCUGCAGUACAUUGAGGAGACUGGUGUGGGCUAUGUGGUAAGUGGAGCUGGAAACUUCCUCGACCCUGACGUCCGUCACUGGAACCACGUCCCCAAAGGCUCUUUGAAGUUUUUCACUGGUCAAGCUUCAACACUUGGUGGUUUUGUUCAUGCAGAAGUCACGAAGAACAAAAUGACCCUGACGUUCUUCCAGGCUAAAGGCACUUCUCUGUAUCGUACUGUCCUCUCUCAAAGGGAAUUUUAAAUGGACUUGACUACUGUUCCAGUAGUCUGUUGCAAACAGGAUUAAUCUGCAGUUGUUUCAAGUCGAUUUAAAGCUGAUCCUGCUUUUUAAAUGAUGGCAUUAUACUCUUUAAAUUUUUAAAGAAUCAAUUUGUUUUACAUGUGACUUUAUUGUAUGCUAAAAUAAAUACUGUUUAUAAGUAA